This is a messenger RNA of Cylindrotheca closterium, 957 nucleotides long. NCBI's taxonomy places the organism in Eukaryota, Bacillariophyta, Bacillariophyceae, Bacillariales, Bacillariaceae. The record is from the annotation of a GenBank genome assembly.
AUGACAGAACCAUCAUCAUCCUCCACUACAUCAACCAUGACGUCUUGUGUCGAUACCGAACUGUGGUCCAAAAUGACCGUCCGCCAUCUGGCGAGGCACGGUGUUGGUAACGACAAGAAGAUUUCCUAUAAGCAAACCGACAAGGUCGAUAUCCAUGGCCACUAUUUGGAAUUUCCCAAUUUGACAGUAGUGCACUUUGUAGCAGCAGCAACAAAUACAAACAGCAGCAAGCUGGCCAAUCUUCCACUGCGGUUGCAACAAACCGUGGGAGUCUAUUUGAGUCCUCUGCCAUCCUACCAUGCCACUUUGCUUUGCGGACCCCUCCACAUUGACUUGAAUUCGUUGCCCCAAAAGCAGCCGCAAAAUAGUAAUUUGUUUGCCGAAUGUCUGCAAGAGCCUUGUUGGAAACAAAUGGCCGACUAUUUGGCUUUGAAGCAAUACGCGCCCGUCCACUUGACCGUGGGCGAGGUGGUCUGCAAGGAAUCUGGUGGCGUGACCGUCUACCUCGAAGGAAAUGGCAGUGACGAGGAAGAGGAGGCACGUACGAUUCGACAAGAAUUGCGAAAAAUGGGAGUCUGCCGUGACAAAUUGAAAGAAUCUCUUCAAGCACUAUUAUCCACCCAUGACCAAUUAGGAAAAAAGGCAGCUCGGACUGCCAUGCGACUGCUCACUGGUUCGUUGAUGGAACCCAAGGAUCGAGCUUGGCACAUUACGAUUGCCUAUCCUCGAAAGUCAGGUGGACCCAUGCCAGAGGAGAUUCAGGAACAAGUGCGUGAUCUAGUUCGAGACGCUUUUGGUUGUAAUCAUGAUGAAAGCAGCAGCAGUAUGCUCUCCUUGGAACCUGCGCAACUCUGUUUAUCAACAGACACCAAAACCUUUGUGCCUUGCUGGAAUGGAUUGUGUCCAAUAACCUCCAGUACGACCAAAACGCCAGUCGGACAUAAUGGGUAUUCAUAG